Molecule: messenger RNA, 13012 nt
Organism: Closterium sp. Naga37s-1
Lineage: Eukaryota; Viridiplantae; Streptophyta; Zygnematophyceae; Desmidiales; Closteriaceae
Source: the annotation of a GenBank genome assembly
AUUGGACCCCACUGCGCUCAUCACAGCCGUACUGGAUGGCCUCCUCGCCUCCCCUGCUAUCUCCGCCCCCUCCUCCCCCUUUUCCUCCUCCUCAUCCUCCCCGUCCUCCUCCUCCUCCACCUCUCAAUCACCAUCUGCUGCUGUCGCUCUGGCCUCGGCUGCUUGCUGCCUGCGAAUACUGGCUGCCUUUGCCCUCCUCCAUCCUGAGCGUGUUGCUUCUGCACUUUCUUCCUCCAUCUUCUCCCCAUCAGCCCUAUCCUCCGACCUCCAACUCCAAUCAGGGCCUGCCACGAGUCCUCUGCACCUGCUGUGCUUCCAGAUCGAGCAACCACUGGGAAGCUUCCCUUUCACUCUUGCAGCUCUGGACCUGGCAGCAGCGCUGGUGAAGCAGGGAGUGACAGGAGGACCGGUGCCAGACCUGCUGGGGUUCGCAGUGAUGGAUGUGCUGCCCAACUAUGGGGCGUGGCGCAUGGAGGACGGCAGGGAGCGAUGGCUCAUGGCUGGCAAGGUGAGACGCUGGGAGAUGGGAGCCAUCGGGAAACCGGGCAACCGCCUGGACCACCACGCGCGCGCCUGGACCAACGCGCGCCCCUGGACCAACGCGCGCCCCUGGACCAACGCGCGCCCCUGGACCAACGCGUGCGCCUGGACCAACGCGCGCGCCCGCACCAACGCGCGCGCCAGGACCAACGCGCGCGCCUGGACCAACGCGCGCGCCUGGACCAACGCGCGCCCCUGGACCAACGCGCGCGCCUGGACCAACGCGCGCGCCUGGACCAACGCGCGCCCCUGGACCAACGCGCCCCCAGGACCAACGCGCGCGCCUGGACCAACGCGCGCGCCUGGACCAACGCGCGCGCCUGGACCAACGCGCGCCCCUGGACCAACGCGCGCCCCUGGACCAACGCGCGCGCCUGGACCAACGCGCGCGCCUGGACCAACGCGCGCGCCUGGACCAACGCGCGCGCCUGGACCAACGCGCGCGCCUGGACCAACGCGCGCGCCUGGACCAACGCGCGCGCCUGGACCAACGCGCGCGCCUGGACCAACGCGCGCGCCUGGACCAACGCGCGCGCCUGGACCACCACGCGCUCGCAUGGACCACCACGCGCGCCCCUGGACCAACGCGCGCCCCUGGACCAACGCGCGCCCCUGGACCAGCGCGCGCGCCUGGACCAGCGCGCGCGCCUGGACCAACGCGCGCGCCUGGACCAACGCGCGCGCCUGGACCAACGCGCGCGCCUGGACCAACGCGCGCGCCUGGACCAACGCGCGCGCCUGGACCAACGCGCGCCCCUGGACCAACGCGCGCGCCUGGACCAACGCGCGCGCCUGGACCAACGCGCGCGCCUGGACCAACGCGCGCGCCUGGACCAACGCGCGCGCCUGGACCAACGCGCGCGCCUGGACCAACGCGCGCGCCUGGACCAACGCGCGCGCCUGGACCAACGCGCGCGCCUGGACCAACGCGCGCGCCUGGACCAACGCGCGCGCCUGGACCAACGCGCGCGCCUGGACCAACGCGCGCGCCUGGACCAACGCGCGCGCCUGGACCAACGCGCGCGCCUGGACCAACGCGCGCGCCUGGACCAACGCGCGCGCCUGGACCAACGCGCGCGCCUGGACCAACGCGCGCGCCUGGACCAACGCGCGCGCCUGGACCAACGCGCGCGCCUGGACCAACGCGCGCGCCUGGACCAACGCGCGCGCCUGGACCAACGCGCGCGCCUGGACCAACGCGCGCGCCUGGACCAACGCGCGCGCCUGGACCAACGCGCGCGCCUGGACCAACGCGCGCCCUGGACCAACGCGCGCGCCUGGACCAACGCGCGCGCCUGGACCAGCGCGCGCGCCUGGACCAACGCGCGCGCCUGGACCAACGCGGGCGCCAAGACCAACGCGCGCGCCGGUCCAAGACCAACGCGCGCGCCUGGACCAACGCGCGCGCCUGGACCAACGCGCGAGCGUGGACCAACGCGCGCGCCUGGACCAACGCGCGCGCCUGGUCCAACGCGCGCGCCUGGACCAACGCGCGCGCCUGGACCAACGCGCGCGCCUGGACCAACGCGCGCGCCUGGACCAACGCGAGCGCCUGGACCAACGCGCGCGCUCGGACCAACGCGCGCGCCUGGACCAAGGAGCGCGCCUGGACCAACGCGCGCGCCUGGACCAAGGAGCGCGCCUGGACCAACGCGUGCGCCUGGACCAACGCGCGCGCCUGGACCAACGCGCGCGCCUGGACCAACGCGCGCGCCUGGACCAACACGCGCGCCUGGACCAACGCGCGCGCCUGGACCACCACGCGCUCGCAUGGACCACCACGCGCGCACCUGGACCAACGCGCGCCCCUGGACCAACGCGCGCCCAUGGACCAGCGCGCGCGCCUGGACCAACGCGCGCGCCUGGACCAACGCGCGCGCCUGGACCAACGCGCGCGCCUGGACCAACGCGCGCGCCUGGACCAACGCGCGCCCCUGGACCAACGCGCGCGCCUGGACCAACGCGCGCGCCUGGACCAACGCGCGCGCCUGGACCAACGCGCGCGCCUGGACCAACGCGCGCUCCUGGACCAACGCGCGCGCCUGGACCAACGCGCGCGCCUGGACCAACGCGCGCGCCUGGACCAACGCGCGCGCCUGGACCAACGCGCGCCCCUGGACCAACGCGCGCGCCUGGACCAACGCGCGCGCCUGGACCAACGCGCGCGCCUGGACCAACGCGCGCGCCUGGACCAACGCGCGCGCCUGGACCAACGCGCGCCCCUGGACCAACGCGCGCCCCUGGACCAACGCGCGCGCCUGGACCAACGCGCGCCCCUGUACCAACGCGCGCGCCUGGACCAACGCGCGCGCCUGGACCACCACGCGCGCGCCAGGACCAACGCGAGCGCCUGGACCAACGCGCGCGCCUGGACCAACGCGCGCGCCUGGACCAACGCGCGCGCCUGGACCAACGCGCGCGCCUGGACCAGCGCGCGCGCCUGGACCAGCGCGCGCGCCUGGACCAACGCGCGCGCCUGGACCAACGCGGGCGCCUGGACCAACGCGCGCGCCGGUCCAAGACCAACGCGCGCGCCUGGACCAACGCGCGCGCCUGGACCAACGCGCGCGCCUGGACCAACGCGCGCGCCUGGACCAACGCGCGCGCCUGGUCCAACGCGCGCGCCUGGACCAACGCGCGCGCCUGGACCAACGCGCGCGCCUGGACCAACGCGCGCGCCUGGACCAACGCGAGCGCCUGGACCAACGCGCGCGCCUGGACCAACGCGCGCGCCUGGACCAACGCGGGCGCCUGGACCAACGCGCGCGCCGGUCCAAGACCAACGCGCGCGCCUGGACCAACGCGCGCGCCUGGACCAACGCGCGCGCCUGGACCAACGCGCGCGCCCGGACCAACGCGCGCGCCCGGACCAACGCGCGCGCCUGGACCAACGCGCGCGCCUGGACCAGCGCGCGCGCCUGGACCAACGCGCGCGCCUGGACCAACGCGCGCCCCUGGACCAACGCGCGCGCCUGGACCAACGCGCGCGCCUGGACCAGCGCGCGCGCCUGGACCAACGCGCGCCCUUGGACCAACGCGCGCCCUUGGACCAACGCGCGCCCCUGGACCAACGCGCGCUCCUGGACGAACGCGCGCCCCUGGACCAACGCGCGCCCCUGGACCAACGCGCGCGCCUGGACCAACGCGCGCGCCUGGACCAACGCGCGCGCCUGGACCAACGCGCGCGCCUGGACCAACGCGCGCCCCUGGACCAACGCGCGCCCCUGGACCAACGCGCGCCCCUGGACCAACGCGCGCCCCUGGACCAACGCGCGCCCCUGGACCAACGCGCGCCCCUGGACCAACGCGCGCGCCUGGACCAACGCGCGCGCCUGGACCAACUCGUGCGCCUGGACCAACGCGCGCGCCUGGACCAACGCGCGCGCCUGGACCAACGCGCGCGCCUGGACCAACGCGCGCGCGUGGACCAACGCGCGCGCCUGGACCAACGCGCGCGCCUGGACCACCACGCGCGCCUGGACCACCACGCGCGCCCGCCUGGACCAACGCGCGCCCCUGGACCAACGCGCGCCCCUGGACCAACGCGCGCCCCUGGACCAACGCGCGCGCCUGGACCAACGCGCGCGCCGGGACCAAUCGCGCGCGCCUGGACCAACGCGCGCGCCUGGACCAACGCGCGCCCCUGGACCAACGCGCGCGCCUGGACCAACGCGCGCGCCUGGACCAACGCGCGCGCCUGGACCAACGCGCGCGCCUGGACCAACGCGCGCGCCUGGACCAACGCGCGCGCCUGGACCAACGCGCGCGCCUGGACCAACGCGCGCGCCUGGACCAACGCGCGCGCCUGGACCAACGCGCGCGCCUGGACCAACGCGCGCCCCUGGACCAACGCGCGCGCCUGGACCAACGCGCGCGCCUGGACCAACGCGCGCGCCUGGACCAACGCGCGCGCCUGGACCAACGCGCGCGCCUGGACCAACGCGCGCGCCUGGACCAACGCGCGCGCCUGGACCAACGCGCGCCCCUGGACCAACGCGCGCGCCUGGACCAACGCGCGCGCCUGGACCAAGUCGCGCGCCUGGACCAAGUCGCGCACCUGGACCAACGCGCGCCCCCGGACCAACGCGCGCGCCCGGACCAACGCGCGCGCCCGGACCAACGCGCGCGCCCGGACCAACGCGCGCGCCCGGACCAACGCGCGCGUGAACAACGCGCGCGCUCGGACCAACACGCGCGCCCGGACCAAAGCGCGCGCCCGGACCAGCGCGCGCCUGGACCAACGCGCGCGCCUGGACCAACGCGCGCGCCUGGACCAACGCGAGCGCCUGGACCAACGCGCGCGCCUGGACCAACGCGCGCGCCUGGACCAACGCGGGCGCCUGGACCAACGCGCGCGCCGGUCCAAGACCAACGCGCGCGCCUGGACCAACGCGCGCGCCUGGACCAACGCGCGCGCCUGGACCAACGCGCGCGCCCGGACCAACGCGCGCGCCCGGACCAACGCGCGCGCCUGGACCAACGCGCGCGCCUGGACCAGCGCGCGCGCCUGGACCAACGCGCGCGCCUGGACCAACGCGCGCCCCUGGACCAACGCGCGCGCCUGGACCAACGCGCGCGCCUGGACCAGCGCGCGCGCCUGGACCAACGCGCGCCCUUGGACCAACGCGCGCCCUUGGACCAACGCGCGCCCCUGGACCAACGCGCGCUCCUGGACGAACGCGCGCCCCUGGACCAACGCGCGCCCCUGGACCAACGCGCGCGCCUGGACCAACGCGCGCGCCUGGACCAACGCGCGCGCCUGGACCAACGCGCGCGCCUGGACCAACGCGCGCCCCUGGACCAACGCGCGCCCCUGGACCAACGCGCGCCCCUGGACCAACGCGCGCCCCUGGACCAACGCGCGCCCCUGGACCAACGCGCGCCCCUGGACCAACGCGCGCGCCUGGACCAACGCGCGCGCCUGGACCAACUCGUGCGCCUGGACCAACGCGCGCGCCUGGACCAACGCGCGCGCCUGGACCAACGCGCGCGCGUGGACCAACGCGCGCGCGUGGACCAACGCGCGCGCCUGGACCAACGCGCGCGCCUGGACCACCACGCGCGCCUGGACCACCACGCGCGCCCGCCUGGACCAACGCGCGCCCCUGGACCAACGCGCGCCCCUGGACCAACGCGCGCCCCUGGACCAACGCGCGCGCCUGGACCAACGCGCGCGCCGGGACCAAUCGCGCGCGCCUGGACCAACGCGCGCGCCUGGACCAACGCGCGCCCCUGGACCAACGCGCGCGCCUGGACCAACGCGCGCGCCUGGACCAACGCGCGCGCCUGGACCAACGCGCGCGCCUGGACCAACGCGCGCGCCUGGACCAACGCGCGCGCCUGGACCAACGCGCGCGCCUGGACCAACGCGCGCGCCUGGACCAACGCGCGCGCCUGGACCAACGCGCGCGCCUGGACCAACGCGCGCCCCUGGACCAACGCGCGCGCCUGGACCAACGCGCGCGCCUGGACCAACGCGCGCGCCUGGACCAACGCGCGCGCCUGGACCAACGCGCGCGCCUGGACCAACGCGCGCGCCUGGACCAACGCGCGCGCCUGGACCAACGCGCGCCCCUGGACCAACGCGCGCGCCUGGACCAACGCGCGCGCCUGGACCAAGUCGCGCGCCUGGACCAAGUCGCGCACCUGGACCAACGCGCGCCCCCGGACCAACGCGCGCGCCCGGACCAACGCGCGCGCCCGGACCAACGCGCGCGCCCGGACCAACGCGCGCGCCCGGACCAACGCGCGCGUGAACAACGCGCGCGCUCGGACCAACACGCGCGCCCGGACCAAAGCGCGCGCCCGGACCAGCGCGCGCGCCCGGACCAACGCGCGCGCCCGGACCAACGCGCGCGCCUGGACCAACGCGCACGCCUGGACCAACGCGCGCGCCUGGACCAACGCGCGCGCCUGGACCAACGCGCGCGCCUGGACCAACGCGCGCGCCUGGACCAGCGCGCGCGCCUGGACCAACGCGCGCCCUUGGACCAACGCGCGCCCUUGGACCAACGCGCGCCCCUGGACCAACGCGCGCUCCUGGACGAACGCGCGCCCCUGGACCAACGCGCGCCCCUGGACCAACGCGCGCGCCUGGACCAACGCGCGCGCCUGGACCAACGCGCGCGCCUGGACCAACGCGCCUGGACCAACGGCCUGGACCAACGCGCGCCCCUGGACCAACGCGCGCGCCUGGACCAACGCGCGCCCCUGGACCAACGCGCGCCCCUGGACCAACGCGCGCGCCUGGACCAACGCGCGCGCCUGGACCAACGCGCGCGCCUGGACCAACGCGCGCGCCUGGACCAAGUCGCGCGCCUGGACCAACGCGCGCGCCUGGACCAACGCGCGCGCCUGGACCAACGCGAGCGCCUGGACCAACGCGCGCGCUCGGACCAACGCGCGCGCCUGGACCAAGGAGCGCGCCUGGACCAACGCGCGCGCCUGGACCAAGGAGCGCGCCUGGACCAACGCGUGCGCCUGGACCAACGCGCGCGCCUGGACCAACGCGCGCGCCUGGACCAACGCGCGCGCCUGGACCAACACGCGCGCCUGGACCAACGCGCGCGCCUGGACCACCACGCGCUCGCAUGGACCACCACGCGCGCACCUGGACCAACGCGCGCCCCUGGACCAACGCGCGCCCAUGGACCAGCGCGCGCGCCUGGACCAACGCGCGCGCCUGGACCAACGCGCGCGCCUGGACCAACGCGCGCGCCUGGACCAACGCGCGCGCCUGGACCAACGCGCGCCCCUGGACCAACGCGCGCGCCUGGACCAACGCGCGCGCCUGGACCAACGCGCGCGCCUGGACCAACGCGCGCGCCUGGACCAACGCGCGCUCCUGGACCAACGCGCGCGCCUGGACCAACGCGCGCGCCUGGACCAACGCGCGCGCCUGGACCAACGCGCGCGCCUGGACCAACGCGCGCCCCUGGACCAACGCGCGCGCCUGGACCAACGCGCGCGCCUGGACCAACGCGCGCGCCUGGACCAACGCGCGCGCCUGGACCAACGCGCGCGCCUGGACCAACGCGCGCCCCUGGACCAACGCGCGCCCCUGGACCAACGCGCGCGCCUGGACCAACGCGCGCCCCUGUACCAACGCGCGCGCCUGGACCAACGCGCGCGCCUGGACCACCACGCGCGCGCCAGGACCAACGCGAGCGCCUGGACCAACGCGCGCGCCUGGACCAACGCGCGCGCCUGGACCAACGCGCGCGCCUGGACCAACGCGCGCGCCUGGACCAGCGCGCGCGCCUGGACCAGCGCGCGCGCCUGGACCAACGCGCGCGCCUGGACCAACGCGGGCGCCUGGACCAACGCGCGCGCCGGUCCAAGACCAACGCGCGCGCCUGGACCAACGCGCGCGCCUGGACCAACGCGCGCGCCUGGACCAACGCGCGCGCCUGGACCAACGCGCGCGCCUGGUCCAACGCGCGCGCCUGGACCAACGCGCGCGCCUGGACCAACGCGCGCGCCUGGACCAACGCGCGCGCCUGGACCAACGCGAGCGCCUGGACCAACGCGCGCGCCUGGACCAACGCGCGCGCCUGGACCAACGCGGGCGCCUGGACCAACGCGCGCGCCGGUCCAAGACCAACGCGCGCGCCUGGACCAACGCGCGCGCCUGGACCAACGCGCGCGCCUGGACCAACGCGCGCGCCCGGACCAACGCGCGCGCCCGGACCAACGCGCGCGCCUGGACCAACGCGCGCGCCUGGACCAGCGCGCGCGCCUGGACCAACGCGCGCGCCUGGACCAACGCGCGCCCCUGGACCAACGCGCGCGCCUGGACCAACGCGCGCGCCUGGACCAGCGCGCGCGCCUGGACCAACGCGCGCCCUUGGACCAACGCGCGCCCUUGGACCAACGCGCGCCCCUGGACCAACGCGCGCUCCUGGACGAACGCGCGCCCCUGGACCAACGCGCGCCCCUGGACCAACGCGCGCGCCUGGACCAACGCGCGCGCCUGGACCAACGCGCGCGCCUGGACCAACGCGCGCGCCUGGACCAACGCGCGCCCCUGGACCAACGCGCGCCCCUGGACCAACGCGCGCCCCUGGACCAACGCGCGCCCCUGGACCAACGCGCGCCCCUGGACCAACGCGCGCCCCUGGACCAACGCGCGCGCCUGGACCAACGCGCGCGCCUGGACCAACUCGUGCGCCUGGACCAACGCGCGCGCCUGGACCAACGCGCGCGCCUGGACCAACGCGCGCGCCUGGACCAACGCGCGCGCGUGGACCAACGCGCGCGCCUGGACCAACGCGCGCGCCUGGACCACCACGCGCGCCUGGACCACCACGCGCGCCCGCCUGGACCAACGCGCGCCCCUGGACCAACGCGCGCCCCUGGACCAACGCGCGCCCCUGGACCAACGCGCGCGCCUGGACCAACGCGCGCGCCGGGACCAAUCGCGCGCGCCUGGACCAACGCGCGCGCCUGGACCAACGCGCGCCCCUGGACCAACGCGCGCGCCUGGACCAACGCGCGCGCCUGGACCAACGCGCGCGCCUGGACCAACGCGCGCGCCUGGACCAACGCGCGCGCCUGGACCAACGCGCGCGCCUGGACCAACGCGCGCGCCUGGACCAACGCGCGCGCCUGGACCAACGCGCGCGCCUGGACCAACGCGCGCGCCUGGACCAACGCGCGCCCCUGGACCAACGCGCGCGCCUGGACCAACGCGCGCGCCUGGACCAACGCGCGCGCCUGGACCAACGCUGCGCGCCUGGACCAACGCGCGCGCCUGGACCAACGCGCGCGCCUGGACCAACGCGCGCGCCUGGACCAACGCGCGCGCCUGGACCAACGCGCGCCCCUGGACCAACGCGCGCGCCUGGACCAACGCGCGCGCCUGGACCAAGUCGCGCGCCUGGACCAAGUCGCGCACCUGGACCAACGCGCGCCCCCGGACCAACGCGCGCGCCCGGACCAACGCGCGCGCCCGGACCAACGCGCGCGCCCGGACCAACGCGCGCGCCCGGACCAACGCGCGCGUGAACAACGCGCGCGCUCGGACCAACACGCGCGCCCGGACCAAAGCGCGCGCCCGGACCAGCGCGCGCCUGGACCAACGCGCGCGCCUGGACCAACGCGCGCGCCUGGACCAACGCGAGCGCCUGGACCAACGCGCGCGCCUGGACCAACGCGCGCGCCUGGACCAACGCGGGCGCCUGGACCAACGCGCGCGCCGGUCCAAGACCAACGCGCGCGCCUGGACCAACGCGCGCGCCUGGACCAACGCGCGCGCCUGGACCAACGCGCGCGCCCGGACCAACGCGCGCGCCCGGACCAACGCGCGCGCCUGGACCAACGCGCGCGCCUGGACCAGCGCGCGCGCCUGGACCAACGCGCGCGCCUGGACCAACGCGCGCCCCUGGACCAACGCGCGCGCCUGGACCAACGCGCGCGCCUGGACCAGCGCGCGCGCCUGGACCAACGCGCGCCCUUGGACCAACGCGCGCCCUUGGACCAACGCGCGCCCCUGGACCAACGCGCGCUCCUGGACGAACGCGCGCCCCUGGACCAACGCGCGCCCCUGGACCAACGCGCGCGCCUGGACCAACGCGCGCGCCUGGACCAACGCGCGCGCCUGGACCAACGCGCGCGCCUGGACCAACGCGCGCCCCUGGACCAACGCGCGCCCCUGGACCAACGCGCGCCCCUGGACCAACGCGCGCCCCUGGACCAACGCGCGCCCCUGGACCAACGCGCGCCCCUGGACCAACGCGCGCGCCUGGACCAACGCGCGCGCCUGGACCAACUCGUGCGCCUGGACCAACGCGCGCGCCUGGACCAACGCGCGCGCCUGGACCAACGCGCGCGCCUGGACCAACGCGCGCGCGUGGACCAACGCGCGCGCCUGGACCAACGCGCGCGCCUGGACCACCACGCGCGCCUGGACCACCACGCGCGCCCGCCUGGACCAACGCGCGCCCCUGGACCAACGCGCGCCCCUGGACCAACGCGCGCCCCUGGACCAACGCGCGCGCCUGGACCAACGCGCGCGCCGGGACCAAUCGCGCGCGCCUGGACCAACGCGCGCGCCUGGACCAACGCGCGCCCCUGGACCAACGCGCGCGCCUGGACCAACGCGCGCGCCUGGACCAACGCGCGCGCCUGGACCAACGCGCGCGCCUGGACCAACGCGCGCGCCUGGACCAACGCGCGCGCCUGGACCAACGCGCGCGCCUGGACCAACGCGCGCGCCUGGACCAACGCGCGCGCCUGGACCAACGCGCGCCCCUGGACCAACGCGCGCGCCUGGACCAACGCGCGCGCCUGGACCAACGCGCGCGCCUGGACCAACGCGCGCGCCUGGACCAACGCGCGCGCCUGGACCAACGCGCGCGCCUGGACCAACGCGCGCGCCUGGACCAACGCGCGCCCCUGGACCAACGCGCGCGCCUGGACCAACGCGCGCGCCUGGACCAAGUCGCGCGCCUGGACCAAGUCGCGCACCUGGACCAACGCGCGCCCCCGGACCAACGCGCGCGCCCGGACCAACGCGCGCGCCCGGACCAACGCGCGCGCCCGGACCAACGCGCGCGCCCGGACCAACGCGCGCGUGAACAACGCGCGCGCUCGGACCAACACGCGCGCCCGGACCAAAGCGCGCGCCCGGACCAGCGCGCGCGCCCGGACCAACGCGCGCGCCCGGACCAACGCGCGCGCCUGGACCAACGCGCACGCCUGGACCAACGCGCGCGCCUGGACCAACGCGCGCGCCUGGACCAACGCGCGCGCCUGGACCAACGCGCGCGCCUGGACCAGCGCGCGCGCCUGGACCAACGCGCGCCCUUGGACCAACGCGCGCCCUUGGACCAACGCGCGCCCCUGGACCAACGCGCGCUCCUGGACGAACGCGCGCCCCUGGACCAACGCGCGCCCCUGGACCAACGCGCGCGCCUGGACCAACGCGCGCGCCUGGACCAACGCGCGCGCCUGGACCAACGCGCGCGCCUGGACCAACGCGCGCCCCUGGACCAACGCGCGCGCCUGGACCAACGCGCGCCCCUGGACCAACGCGCGCCCCUGGACCAACGCGCGCGCCUGGACCAACGCGCGCGCCUGGACCAACGCGCGCGCCUGGACCAACGCGCGCGCCUGGACCAAGUCGCGCGCCUGGACCAACGCGCGCGCCUGGACCAACGCGCGCGCCUGGACCAACGCGCGCGCCUGGACCAACGCGCGCGCCUGGACCAACGCGCGCGCCUGGACCAACGCGCGCGCCUGGACCAACGCGCGCCCCUGGACCAACGCGCGCGCCUGGACCAACGCGCGCGCCUGGACCAACGCGCACCCCUGGACCAACGCGCGCCCCUGGACCAACGCACGCCCCUGGACCAACGCGCGCGCCUGGACCAACGCGCGCCCCUGGACCAACGCGCGCCCCUGGACCAACGCGCGCGCCUGGACCAACGCGCGCGCCUGGACCAACGCGCGCGCCUGGACCAACGCGCGCGCCUGGACCAACGCGCGCUCCUGGACCAACGCGCGCGCCUGGACCAACGCGCGCGCCUGGACCAACGCGCGCCUGGACCAACCAGGAGAGCGCAGGGAGGAAGCUUCCCUCCCCCGUGCCCACCGGUGGCAGGGGAAAUGCAGCAGCCACAUCCACUCUGCCACCUCCAACCACGAGAGCUGGAGGGAAGCCUCUGCUCUUGCGUCCAAGCUGCUCCACCUGUUGCUCACCGAUGCACGCAUAUCUGCCGCUCUGCUGGCGCCACUGCAGUCCGCCCUGCUCGUGCUGCCAGCGAGGGGCUCUCAGGGGGGUGGCACUCAGGGGGGUGACUCUCAGGGGAGCGACGCCUGUCCGGGUGGGGACUCAGUGGCAGGUUCAGAGCAGUCGGCGCUGCAUAAUGGGCUUGAUCUGCUCACCCUCUGCAUUCGCCUCAAGCCCUUCUGUUCCGCUGCUGCUGAUGCUCCCCUCUCCCCUUUGGAGUCGCUUCUCCUCUCCUCCUCCGCUCGCCUCCCCUCGCAUCUCAUGCCGCUCACCCCGUCAGCACCAGCGCUAGACUCUGCAGGAGCUGCAGCAGACGCUGCCUUAGCAAGAGCAGCAGCAGGAGGAGGAGGAGGAGGAGAGGGAGCAGGAGCAAUGGUGGGGCUUGAUUCAGUUCCGCUGGUGACGGCGCUUGCUGCACUCACAAGCCUCGGCCAGUCACAGGCUCUACGCCGUGCCUCGCUCACCUUCCUGCACACCCUCUGCACCAUCACUGCUCGCAUCAGACCACACCUCCUCGUGCUCUCCUCUUUCUUUUCCCGGCCUGCCGCCCAGCCCAUUCUCCUUCUGGCCGACCCUCACUUUCAGUUCAUCCAACAGCACUGGUUUUCCCCACUGCACCGUUCUCAACCUUUCCCAACGAUUCUCCAUCGUCCCCACGCCCCUCCCCUUCUGCCGCCUGAGUUUCUCCACCAGCUCCUGCUGGCCGACCCUCCCUCCCUCACUUCACCCAACCAGCACUAG